AAGUGACAAACGGGCAUGUCUGUUCUGCUUCACCUCGCUAAAAAUUUGUUAUUUGGCAGAGUAUCCAACAUGUCUUUUACACCAUACCAAUUCUAUGAAUGCUCAAGGUCCGGAGGAAGAUAUGAAAGAACCCUUGAGGAUGAGAACUGCGCCGUCGACAUGGCCGAGGACGGCCUUUUCAGCUACCACCACCGUUGCCACCAGCCCCAUGCUCGCAAGCGAGUAGUCGAAGUGGUGGAGUACCAGAGGACACCGGAAUAUGGCACUCAUGAAGUGAUCUAUAAAGGAGUUGAAACUGACCGAACUUGCCAACAACAAAGGAUAGGGCAUGGACAUUUUGGCCACUAAAAUUGUUCAAUUAUAACGGACUAUUCACAUGAAGAUAUCUUUAUCUUAAAAAAAAAAUUUCGUAUCUUUAUCUUAAAAAAAAAAUAAUUUGGUAAUUUGCUAGGCAGGAACUAUAAUAAAUGAUACAAAUAUAUGUAUUGGUGUGGUGUGUGCUUGUACUAAUUAAUAAAUUCCUGCUUGCAUUGGCUUGAUCUUAUAUGUAAUCAUCUUAUUAAUAAAGCUUAAUUUAUUUGCAGUA
This is a messenger RNA of Arachis stenosperma, 586 nucleotides long. RefSeq lists its product as uncharacterized. The record is from RefSeq and is a predicted model, not a curated record. The transcript is spliced from 2 exons. Bases 16 to 348 code for a protein of 110 amino acids. Lineage: Eukaryota; Viridiplantae; Streptophyta; Magnoliopsida; Fabales; Fabaceae.